Penicillium lagena is the source of this 396-nucleotide messenger RNA. Its product is annotated as mitochondrial 54S ribosomal protein uL14m. NCBI's taxonomy places the organism in Eukaryota, Fungi, Ascomycota, Eurotiomycetes, Eurotiales, Aspergillaceae. Gene Ontology annotation, molecular function: structural constituent of ribosome; large ribosomal subunit rRNA binding. The transcript has 4 exons. The record is from RefSeq and is a predicted model, not a curated record. Gene Ontology annotation, cellular component: ribosome; mitochondrial large ribosomal subunit. Bases 1 to 396 code for a protein of 131 amino acids. Gene Ontology annotation, biological process: translation.
AUGAUUCAACUAAAGACAUUACUAAAUUGCAUCGACAACUCCGGCGCCUCGGUGGUCGAAUGCGUGAAUGUCCUGAAGAAGAAGCGGCCAGCGACAAUCGGUGAUCGGAUAGUCGUCGUUGUUCAAAAACAACGAGCCGCGGGAUCCGAAUCGAGCACGACCACCGCGCUGGCGAAUAAGGUCCGGCGAGGCGAUAUUCGGCAUGCAGUCGUCGUGCGCGUGCGCAAGGAAUCCCAACGGCCUGACGGGAGUGUGGUUAAGUUUGGGGAUAAUGCUUGUGUGCUGGUGAAUAAGGCAGGCGAUCCCAUUGGGACGCGCAUGAACGGAAUCGUGGGUCAGGAACUGCGCGGCAAGCAGUGGUCGAAGAUCUUGUCGUUGGCGCCGAUGCAUGUGUAA